Messenger RNA from Camelina sativa (false flax), 1275 nucleotides. Its product is annotated as grpE protein homolog 1, mitochondrial-like. Gene Ontology annotation, molecular function: protein-folding chaperone binding; protein homodimerization activity; adenyl-nucleotide exchange factor activity. Gene Ontology annotation, cellular component: PAM complex, Tim23 associated import motor. NCBI's taxonomy places the organism in Eukaryota, Viridiplantae, Streptophyta, Magnoliopsida, Brassicales, Brassicaceae. The record is from RefSeq and is a predicted model, not a curated record. Gene Ontology annotation, biological process: protein import into mitochondrial matrix; protein folding.
GAACGUUUUUGCCUCUUUCUCCUUCUAUCGGGGUGUUCUCUCGAGGCUAUUAUUAUUCAUUCAGACUCUUUACAAAGAAAAAAGAAAAAGUUUCGAUUUUUUGCUUUUAUUUCAUCGAUUUCAUUGCGAAUCUUGGGUGAUGUUGGUGUCUAGGGUUCUAUCGAGAGUUUCUCGAAGUGCGGGAUUACGCUCGUCUCUCUCCUCCUCCGUCGCUACUCAGACGAGGAAUCAGUAUCCGAUUGUUUCAAGCCGAUUCCACUCCCUCGUUCACAGAAAUCCCAACCAGCUUGUUGCAGUUCCAGUGUCGCUCCUAAAUCAUGCAACUCCAGAUUUCAAUGUCCUACAAAGGUUUGGCUUUUUCUCGUCUUCCUCGGCUGAACCGAAGGGAAAUGGGAGUAACAUAGAUGUCCCAAAGACUGGUAAAGCUUCUGAGGAUGUGGAGGCGGGGAGAGUAACAGAUUCAGAGACUGAUUUUGAGAGUUUGUCAAGGGAUGAUUUGGUGAAGCUUGUGGGUGAGAAGGAACAUCUUUUGAAGGUUCAGCGGGAAGACAUGAUGGAAAUGAAAGAUGGUUUUCUUCGCAGUUAUGCAGAGUUGCAGAAUCUAAUGGAUCGGACAAAACGUAAUGCUGAAAGCUCCAAAAAGUUCGCCGUACAGAACUUUGCCACGAGCCUUUUGUUCGUCGCUGAUAUUCUUGAAAAAGCUUCUUCGGUUGGCAAACAGAGUUUUUCGGAGAUUGACAUUUCAAAAGACUCUGCUGGUGCUGCUCCGCUGUUAAAAAACCUAUUACAUGGAGUGGAGAUGACUGAGAAAGAAUUAGCACAGGUAUUUAAAAAAUAUGGUUUGGUGAAAGAAGUUCCUUUAAAUGAACCGUUUGAUCCAAACAGACAUAACGCAGUGUUUCAAGUCCCGGAUGCUUCCAAGCCAGAAGGCACAAUUGCUGAGGUCCUAAAGGUACUAAACUAUAAAAGAGUCUGGAUACUCCUUGUACGAUCGAGUUAUAAGACCAGCUGAUGUUGGUGUUACUUGUGCGGUGGAGAAUCAAGAAGGCGAGAAAGAGUCUGAAGCUUGAGAAACACAAACAAGGAGACUUAAAAGCUUUGUUUUAACAUCUUCAUGAGUUCUUUUUUUUAGUUAAUAGUUCUCUCUUUCUUGCAUAUUCAUUGGAGGAACAAGAUUCCCAUAAAAGAAGCAGGACAUUGCUGCAAUCCCAGGGAAACCCUGGUUCUGUAACUUUAGUACUUUACACGAAAUUUCAUGAGAUUAUAAAACUGGAA